Molecule: messenger RNA, 8220 nt
Organism: Phyllostomus hastatus (greater spear-nosed bat)
Lineage: Eukaryota; Metazoa; Chordata; Mammalia; Chiroptera; Phyllostomidae
Gene: CNST
Product: consortin, connexin sorting protein
Exons: 12
Coding region: 248-2533 (761 amino acids)
Biological process (GO): positive regulation of Golgi to plasma membrane protein transport
Cellular component (GO): trans-Golgi network; plasma membrane; transport vesicle
Molecular function (GO): connexin binding
Source: RefSeq, a predicted model, not a curated record
CUCCGCGGUCGCCGGCCGCCCAGCCGGGAGGGGUGCGCAGAGGGAGGCGGGGCGAGAAAGCAGAGGUGUCUCCUCUACCCGAGCGGCGGGAGACCUGAGCAAGAUCUGUGACAGCUCGUCGGCCGCCAUGUCAGCGAGUAGGGCUGCAGACAGCCCCGGAGCCCAGCGGUAGCCCUCCUUUCGUCUGCAGUUCCCAGACAUGGAAGGACUUCAAUGAAACGUAAACGAUUCAACAGAAGAUGCCCCAAUGGAUGACUGCGAGACGCCUGCAUAUAAUCUUCAGGUAGAACCACAAGAUGGCUGUCGUCCUGGGGACAGUGUGGAAAGUGCGGUGACACGCUUGCCUUCUGCAUCAGACGAGAAUGAAAACCAGCUUGGCAGGGACGGGCACGAGUGUCUGACCGGCAGUGACAGCACGAUGGGCAGACCCGAAGUGACUGAGCAGGACAGUCUCAACAAUAACGACAGCUGCACCCCAAGCUGUGAGGUGGCUGCGAGGGAGAGCUCGGAGAACACUCCCCGGGAGGGCCCCAGCGACGGGCAGGACUGGCUGGAGAAGGACAAGAAAAUACCUGGAAGGAGAAGUUCAAGAAGCAAAGGAGGCACUGCUAAGAAGAUAAUACCCCCAGGACUGGCUUCAGGAGAUGCCACGCCUCUCACGCAAGAAAACGUGCUGCGUGCAGUCACACGCGCUCUCAGUGAUGCAGAGUCCGCGGAAGGACACGCCGCCGACCCGCCGGCAGCCGCGAAGCUGGCGCUGCGACCCCUGUUCUCACUCCUGCGCGGUGAAGCGGAGCAGCUGGACUCGGAGCAGCUGGACUCGCGCGCACUCCCGCUCUGCCUGCAUCAGAUGGCUGAGUCCUAUUUCCAGGAGGAGGACUAUGAAAAAGCGAUGAAAUUCAUACAGCUCGAACGUCUGUAUCAUGAGCAGUUGCUGGCAAAUCUCUCUGCCAUUCAAGAACAAUGGGAAACAAAAUGGAGAACUGCACAACCACAUACACUCACGUCUGCAAGGAAUUCAGACAAGGGAUUUAACGGCGACGAUUUUGAACGGCUUACUCAACUCUGCACAACACAUCAGGAUCCUCUUUCAUCCAAACAUAAGAUAGCAGCCGCAGAAAAGUCCCUGGGAAGGAAAUGCAUCACGCAGUUAAUCGCAUGUGAAGACCCAGAGGAGCACGGGGCCGCAGCCAGAGAGCCGGAAAGUGAAACUCGCCCUGGCAUGGACCCAAGUGCAGAAAGCCAGCCCGAAGGAGGGGCCCCGGAGAGCAGUCCCUGCGGCAGUCACAGGGCCAGGCCGGCAGCUCCCCUGGGCCUUCCCGUAACUGCAGGGAGGGACCACACAGCGGAGCAGCCACUCGGCUGCGCGGAGGGGGCCACCGGGCAGCUCCACGCCCAGUCCCAGGAGACAGCUGGGGGCCGCUGCAGGCCACACUCCUCAAAGAACGCCUGUGAGGGUGACAGAAGCGUGCCGCCGCCGCCGGCUCAGACAGACACCUGCCAAGACGUGGCCGAAACAGAGGGCCCUGCGGAAGACCCUCAGGUGGUCCUUCCCGGAGAGUCGGGGACAGAGCCAUUGAUCUCUCCGGGCUCUGACCACACUCCUCCUGCAUUGUGUCCUGAGGGUAAACAUUCACAGACUCAAAGAAAGGAGCUCCAUCUGCCACUCCGAGAGGCUGCUUGUGAGGCGUGGCCCUCAGACCGGCCCCAGCACAAUGAACUGAACGAGCCGCAGCCACCCGAUCGCAGGGGCAGGGAUGGAAAAUCACCGCAGGGGCCGGCCAGCUCGGAGGGCUCUGACUGUGUGCCUUGUGGGAAUGCCGGCGGGUCUGACUUAAGUGCGGGGCCUCCAGAGGCGUGUAUGGCCCCAGAGGGGCCGGGAGAGCAGGGCGACCAAGUCAGUAAAGAAACAGAGGACUACCUAAACAGCCUUUUAGAAGGAUGCUUAAAAGAUGCUGACGAUUCCCUUCCGUACGAAGAGGAGGAUUCUGACCCCCUGCAAGACCUCUCCCCUGAGGAAGCGUCCUACAGUCUGCAGGAGCCCCUGCCCACCGACGAGGGCUGCCUUUCUCUCGAUGAUCUUGCAAAAAGGAUAGAGAUCGCAGAGGUGGCUCCUGCUGAGGGACUGGUCUCUAUCUUAAAGAAGAGGAACAGUCCCGCGGGAGACCAGCCUGCCCAGAUGCAGCAGAAACCAUCCAAGCGGCGAGUGAGGUUCCAGGAAAUAGACGACCACCUCGACCAAGAACAGCAGUGGAAGCAUGCAGAGGUGCUUUCUCAGUACGACGCGGAGCAACGGAGGUUUCUGAGUGUUUACAACGGCAAAGCUGAUGAGGUUGGAGGGGGCUCCUGCAUUCUGCUGAUCCUGCUGUGCAUAGCCACGGUGUUCCUCAGCGUCGGCGGCACCGCGCUGUACUGCGCCUUCGGCGACAUGGAGUCGCCCGUGUGCACGGACUUCGCGGACAACGUGGACUUCUACUACACGAAGCUCCUGCAGGGAAUGGCAGGGCUGAAACACUGGGUCUACCUCUCCUAGCAGCGUUCAAGCGGGACCGGCGCGCUGGCAGUGAGAGUCACGGAGCGGAACUUUCUCAACAGCUUUUAUUUCAGGAGUUGUGUGAUGUGCGUGUCCUGCCCCCCCACGCCCCGGUGAGGAACCGUGGACAUCGGAAACGGCAUCUUACAGUGGCCUGUGCGGAGGGACUCUCAGAAUCCCCCACGCGGUGCAGCGGAGGUCCGGCUGAGCGCUGCGGACGGGCGGAGGAGUGAUCCUCGGAGAGCCGUCCCUCUCCUCCUCCUCCCCCCCGCCCCCCCCUCCUCCUCCUCCUCCUCGCCGCUUGCUCGAGUGAUGAGCUGCGCCCAGCACACCCCGGCAGGGCGGUGUUGGAACCUCACCGUCUUUAGCUUGCUUUUCAAGCUGACGGUCAGAGGACACUCUUGGUUUACAUCGGUCCGAACACAUGGCUUCCAGCCGUCACGCAAUAAGUUUGUGUAUGAUCCAAAGGAGUCACCUAUGGUUUCGAUGUCUUUUUUUAGUUAACCUCGGGAGCGAUGUAAUUUAGGCUUGGUGCAUUACUUCCAGAUUCCGUUCUCCAUUUGUGGAAUAGCCGUGCGCGUGUGUGUGUGUGUGUGUGUGCAUGCGUGUGCGUUUCAGACACUCACGAGCAAAUACCCAACACGACAGAACAAAAAUUAUCUUCAUUCUUUCAACGUGACUGCAGACGUGCAGGCACAAAUCCUUAAAGAUGGUUUAACUGUGGAACAAAUGAGGUGUAGAAAUCCUGGCCGUGAAAUGAGAAACUGACAGAGCUAUGACAGCGAACUUGGUGGACUAGCCAGAAAGGAAUCACUGUAGGGAAAACUAAAGAGCUCCCUCUGCGUCUCCGGCAACCAUUUCUUCCACGGACUCGGUGCUUCCUGGACUAUAAUGGUUGCUGGACUCAAUUCAGAGCGAACACUUAUUGAGCACCUGUUGUGUUCUCAGAAGCUAAGAACUAAAAUACAAAGAUAAUUAGUAAGAGUUAGUUCCUGCUCUGGAUGUUUAAUUAUGGCCUUAUGCUAAAAAAAAAAAAUACUUUUGGCAAAUGAAAUGAGAUCGCCAUAUGUAGUUCAGUAUUGACAGGUCCUGCGGUCGGGUGUUUGAAUGCGCAUUCGUAUCCUGGGCCUGACUGAGACCUCUGCUGGGGUCUCGGUGAAAAUCCAGUCAUGUCUUCAGCAAGCAAAUGUCUGAUGAAAUGUUGUUAGAAUCUGUCAGUUCGGUGGCAUCUCCUUUUCUACGGUCUAGCAGCUAGGAAGCCGUGGCUUGGCUUUUCUGUGUCAUCCGCAGCAUUUUAAAAUGAAACAAAACACAUGAAUUAUAGUUUUCUAGCACAUGAUCAGUAUCUCAUGUUUUUCUGUCAGAAUCAUUUGAAAAAAAAAAGGGAGAAAUUACUUUCUAGUUGUUACUGGCUGGUACAGUACCUCCCAUUGUGUUUGUGCUUAUUUAUUUAGAUUACAUGAGUUUUAAAGGGCUUUCUCUCUCUCUGUGUUGAAGGUGUGUUGCCGAGCAUGCAUUUGGUUACCCCCGUGUAGAUAUUUAAUUACUGUGUACUUUGCAUUUUGAUUCUCUAUCAAUUCAGGUCCCCAUGUGUUUAGGCUUGUUUAUUUUUAAACUGCUGUUAUAUUUUCACUUAUCAUACUAUUUGAUUUGUCUCAUGUCACCGUAAACUAAUAUUUUCCAGGACUAUAGAUCAAAGAUAUUUAUUUAGGAGUGUACAAGAUGCUGAAAUUUAGAUUCCUUAUACUUAAGGCUGAUUUUAUUAGAAGAUUAUUUUAAUGUUCUAUUAUAAAUUUUAAGGAUUUGUACUCAAAGUGUAUGUAAAAUAUGUAAAUGCCGACGGUACUGUCUUCCGUGGUUCUGUAGAAGACAUUUCGCCACGUCUGCCGGGAGGGUGUCACGGACAAACCUCUCUGUCUCACCCUCUGAUUUCCAGUCAUGGGAAUUCGGUGAGCCUGAUUCCCGCCACUUGUACGUCAAGGUAAAUCAAAACUCCCCUCCUGUUCACCCCCUUUUAGGUCACUGUCAAAGUCCCCAGUACACUGUAGUGUCCUGUUUGCCCAGAGGCCACCAGAGCCAGCACUUCUGACACCGAGGGUUUCCCUGGACACUGAGCUGGAGGGAUGGAGGGACUGCCUUGGGCCUCGGGGCCGAGCUGAGUCUCAGAAGAACCUCGAGUGACCUCACCACUUCCCAGGGAGGGCGAGGUGAGUGUGGGAGCACGUGGAAGUCUUGACUUACCCUAGGCAUGAAGACCCCAGCUCGAAAAACAAGGUCGCCAUCUCGAGAACGUAAGAGUCACUUGCUGCGUGAAUUGGAGCGAUUCCAUCUGGCGAUGGAAGAACGGUUAUCUCGCACAUUAAAAGCCCACCCAGCUUCACUAGGAUGUGAUUUUUCCUGCCCUGUGGAAGUUCUGACAACUGUUUGUAACCAGUCUUCCCUAAGAACUGUAUUUGAGGCUAACAGGUCAAGCGUGCAGUUGACGGUCAACACCAGCAAAGUGUCUCAGAGAGUUUGUUUGAGUCCUUGGGUGCUGAGAAGAAGUGCUUUAAAGUGAGAGGCAGAUACGUUCAGAAGUUGGCCUGGCCCCACAAGCAGACAGCCGUCUGCUUUGGGAAGCCAAGUACGUCCCUAGCAAAGGCUCCCCUGCUUCUGGGACACCUCCCCUGUCUGCCUGACGUAAUAACUGGAAUUUGCUCUAAAAAUUCAUCCCUUCAGAUUUAAAAAUCAGAACCCCCUGGGAGGUUUACUUUGUUAGGCAGUGAAUUUGUGUAUUAUGCUGAGAGGACCCGAAAUCUGAAGAUAGGCCUUAUCUUGGAAGGACAGACUUGGAUUGGGUCUCACAGGAGGCUGGGGGUGGGUGUGGCCAGUAACGCUCUGGGAACAUCCCCUGGGAAUAAAAUAUCUCCCUGGGAAUAAAAUAUCCCCCUGGGAAUAAAAUAGAUUUAGACCUUUACCUCACACAACACCUAAAAAUUAACUUGAAAAAAUGAAGCUAAUGUAAAGCUGAAAUUUCUAAGAGAAAACAGGAGAAAAUGUUUGCAACCUACGGGUAAGCAAAGAUAACUUAUAAUACAAAAUACACGAACCAUAAAGGAAAAGAAAUUGAUAAACUGGACUUUAGAAACUUGUGUUCUUUGAAAAACAGGUUAGGAAAACCAGUGAGUAAGCUGAAGAUUAGAAAAAUUAUUCAUAUGAUAUGCUUAACAAAUAAAUGUAUGUAUAUAUGUGUAUAUACAUGCAUACAUAUAUGUGAUUCUCCUUGACUUGUGAUGGGUUUACAUUGCAGGAAACCCACCAUAUGUUGAAAACAUCGUAAGUUGAAAAUGCAUUUGAUACUACUUGGGAGUAUCAUAGGGUACAUAGCUAGCCCCAAAAUGGAUCAAAUCCAAAGUCUAAACUACAGUUUCUCCUGAAUGUGUAUCACUUCCGCACUAUCAUGCAGUCAAAAAAAUUAGAAGUCGAACUAUCGUACGUCAGGGACCAUCUCCAUGGUCCCAAAGAAUUAUACCAAAGAAUUAUAAGAAAGCUACCAAAGUUAAUACAUGAAUUCAGCAAAUUUGUAGGGUACAAGAUCAACACACAAAAAUCAGUUGUUUCUGAACAGCAACUAACAUUCUGGAAAGGAAAUUAGGAAGGCAGUUUCAUUUGCAAUAGUACCCAAAAGAAUAAAAUACCCAGGAAUAAAUUUCACAAAGGAGAAGACGUGUACCCUGAAAACUGCAAAACAUUGCUGAAAGAAAUUAGAGAUAUCUGAGGAAAUGGAAAACCAUCCUGUGUUCAUGGGUAGGGAGACAAUACAGGGGGUGGCAAAAGUAGGUUUACAGUUGUGAGUAUGCAAAACAGUUUAUUCUUAUAUUAUUAUUUAUUAAUUGUUGCAUUAUUUCUCCAUAUAAACAACUGCAAACCUACUGUUGUCCUACCUUUGACUGUUAAAGUGUCAGUCCUCCCCAAAGAGAUCUGUUCAAGCAGCCCCUAUCAAAAUUUCAAUAGCCCUUUUUUUUUGCAGAAAUGGAAAAACUGGUUAUUAAAUUUAUAUAGCAUUGCAAGGGGACCUAAGUAGCCAAAGGAGUCUUGAGAAAAGAGAGACAGAAUUGGGGGACUCACAUUUCUCAAUAUCAGAACUUAACUACAAAUCUACAGUAGUCAAAACCAUGAUACUAGCGUAAAGACAGAUAGACCAAUGGAAUAGAAUUACGAGUCCACAAUGAAGCCCAUACGUGGUUGGCUAUCCGGUCUUUGAUGUGGGUGUCAGGUAUAUUCCAUGGGGAAAGAAUACUCUGUUAAAGAAAGAGUUCGUGGACAACUGGAUUUCCCGGUGCAAAAGAAUGAAAUUGAACCCCUGCCUCACACCUUACACUAAAGUUAAUGCAAAAUGGGUGGGUUGAAGACCUAAGUAUUCACUAAAUCCAUAAAGCUCUUAGAAGAAAACAUAAGAGUAAGUCUUCAUGACUAUGAACUUGGCAAUGAAUUCUUAGAUAGGACACCAGAAACACAAGCAGCAAAAGAGCUUACAGAUACAUUGGACUUUAUCAAAAUUUUAAAAAAUUUAUGGAUCAAAGGAAACUAUCAAGAAAAUAAAAAGACAACUCACAGAAUGGGAGAAAAUAUUUUCAAAUUAAACAUCUGAUAAGGGAUUAGUAUCCAGAAUAUACAAAGAUCUAGAACUCAACAAAAAGAUCCCAAUGCAAAAAAAUGUGCCAACGACUUAGGUAUACAUUUCUCCAAAGAAGAUGCCCAAAGUUUUGAAAAUCAGUAUGAUGGUGUUAGUUACACAACAUUGUGAAUGUACUUAAUACCACUAAAUUGUAUACUUAACAAUGGUUGCCCUGACUGGUGUGGCUCAGUUGGUCGAACAUCCCACAAAGCGAAAGGUUGCUGGUUCGAUUCCUGGUCAGGGCACAUGCCUGGGCUGGGGGUUCGGUCCCCGAACAGCAUGCGUAUGAAAGGCAACAAAUACACGUUUCUUUCUCACAUCGAUGUUUCUCUCCCUCUCUUCCUCCCUUCUCUCUCUAAAAACAAGUAAGUAAAAUCUUUUUUUAAUGGUUAAAAUGGUAACUUUUAUGUCACACAUAUUUUAUCACAUAAGUGUGCACGUAGGCAAAACCACCGACACUACCAAGUGCUGGUGAAGAUGUGGAGCAACGAAACUCAUGCACACCCAGUGAGAGUGUGAGAUGGUGCAAGCGCUCUGGAGAACAGCUUGGCAGUUUCCUAGAAAUUUAAAUUCGCAUCUACUGCAUGACCCAGAAACUCCACACCUAGCUUUAUCCAUAAUAGUAAAAAAAAAAAAAAAAAAAGGAAACACCCGACUCCCCUCAUUAUUUGAAUAAAUGUUUAUUCAAUAAAAAAGAACAAACUGUGGAUACACAAGUGACAUGAAUUAAUCAUUCUGUGUAAGAGAAACCAGAAACAAAAGGGUACAUAUUGUAUGUUUCCAUUUUUUAUAAAAUGUUAGAAAAGACCAACUCAUUCAUGGUGACUGAAACAGGCCAGUGAUCCCCUGAGGGGCAAAGGUCGGCGGGAGGACGGUCACGGGCACCUUUUGGGGUGGACAGAAAUGGACCUCGAUUGCCGUUGUCAUGUCAUGGGAAAUACAUUUUCAAAAUGCGUUGAGCUGUGCACUUUAUUUAGACGCAGUUGUGUACAGAAAUUAUACCUCAAUAAAAUUGUUAUUUUAAAAAAGA